Molecule: messenger RNA, 5058 nt
Organism: Plectropomus leopardus (leopard coralgrouper)
Lineage: Eukaryota; Metazoa; Chordata; Actinopteri; Perciformes; Serranidae
Gene: pla2r1
Product: phospholipase A2 receptor 1
Source: RefSeq, a predicted model, not a curated record
GCAGCUCCUCCGUCAGACGUGACGUCGCUGGUCCCCCACUGAAAAACUCUUCUCGGCACAAACUUUUCCAUGAAGGCAGAAAAACACAACGAGCCCCCAAAUACUCCUCUCUGUGACCGGGAGCCUCGGCAUGUGCGGACAUUUGCACUUCAACUCCGCAUCCCGCCGUCGAAAUGUUAAUGCAGUCGCGUCGUUUUGUGGACUCGGGGGCUGCUGUUGUGGCGGCUGUUUGUGUGGCUGUGUUGUUGGCGAAAAGCUGCCUGUGUGUCACCGAGGAGGACGAUGAAGUGCUGGAGAAAAACCAGCUUAUGGAGUUUUACAAAAAAGGUCUGUUUAUCCUGGAGAGUGAGCCACUGAAACGCUGCAUCACGGUCGAUCGCUCUAACCUGGUGCUGGAGGACUGCGGGCGGCCCACGCGCCGCAUGCUGUGGAAGUGGGUCUCCCGUCAUCGCCUCUUUAAUCUGGGCACCAGCAUGUGCUUGGGCCUAAACAUCUCUGACACAACGCAGCCUCUUGGCACGUUCGAGUGUGACAUGGCCCUCCCCGUGCUGUGGUGGCGCUGCAAUGGAAACAUGCUUUACGGAGCUUCCCAGUGGAAGGUGGCUGUGGCUGGACGUCUGGUGGUGGUAAAGAAAAACUCCUAUCAUGAGUGGAAAAGGUACAACACCCCCCGAGAGGGGCCCUGCUCGUAUCCAUACGAAGAUACGCACACAUUGUUGGGAAAUGCGCAUGGGAUGCCCUGCGCUUUGCCCUUUAAAUACAACAACAAAUGGUACUCUGAGUGCACGACUGAAGGCCGCGAGGACCAUCUUCAGUGGUGUGCUACCUCCACUCGCUACGAUGAGGCCGAAAGAUGGGGCUUCUGUCCCGUGCCAGAUUCCAGCUGUGAGCGUUUCUGGGAGUCAAACCAGGAGCUGCGUGCGUGUUACCAGUUCAACCUGUACACCAUCCUGACCUGGAGUCAGGCGAUGUCAACCUGCCAGGCUCAGGGAGGAAAUCUGCUCAGCAUCACCAGCCUGGCAGAGCACAGGUACAUCAGAGAUCGACUGGCAAGCGUCGGAGCGAUGGUGUGGAUCGGGCUGAACCACCUGAAGGAUGGACGGGGGUGGCAGUGGUCUGAUGGAGCACCUCUGUCACUGGUCAAUUUCACCACAGCUCUGCCUGCCAGCCCGCUGCAGGACAACGGACAGUGCGGCGUGUACAGCUCAGCCCAUGAGGGUCACUGGCAGAGUCUUUCCUGUGAGUCCGCUCUGCCUUACAUCUGCAAGAAGACGCCUAACGACACCCGGAGAGCCGAGCCACUGGAGAACUGGCAGUAUAUCCACACAGAGUGUGCUAAUGGCUGGUGGCCUCAUAAUGGUUUCUGCUACCAGCUGCUGUCUGAGGCAGAAGCAGGAAGCUGGCAGCAGUCGUCCCGGGCCUGUGGCUCUCAGGGCGCAAACCUCACCAGCAUCCAAUCCCUGUCUGAGGUGGAAAUGCUGCUCAACCUCAUGGCUAACUACUCUGGGGACAGUAUGGAGGUGUGGAUCGGUCUUUGGAAACCCGAAUCGUCACCGACUGUAGAGUGGUCUGAUGGCUCACCAGUAACUCUGACGCUCUGGCACCAGUAUCACCCCCCUCACAACCUGACGGAUGCAACACUCUGUGUCAAAGCAGACAGGAAGGAGGGUAACUGGCUGUUAGUGUCAUGUGAUGAGCGACUGCCCGCUGUAUGUAGGAGAGAAAGCCAGAAUCCUGUUCAUCAGCCUGAACCCUGGGAUGAAGGUUGUCCUGAGGGCUGGAAGCGACAUGGCCACUCCUGCUACACUGUGACUAGCCACGAGCAGAACUUUGAGGAUGCACUGAUGGGAUAUUACUGCAAGGCUCCUCUCCUCACAAUGGAAAGCAGGUUUGAGCAGGCGUUUGUCAACAGUUUGCUGAGCGAGAGCGGAGCCAACAGCAGCCGGUAUUACUGGAUCGGCAUUGUGGACGAGGAGAAGAGGGGAGAGUACGGCUGGCUUCCUCACAAUGGUUCCUCAGUGCCUCUCACCUUCACAAACUGGAACAAACACCAGCCAGUCAGUGCAGGUGGAUGUGUUGUUUUGUCGGGUGGCCCGGCUUUGGGUCACUGGGAGGUGAAAGACUGCAAAUCCCAUAAGGCCUUUUCAGUGUGCAAGCAGAGCGUCAGCAGCUACCAUGAGGUCCAGCUGCCGGAGCACCACAUUGAUGCCUUCGCCCCCUGUCCUCCAGGGUGGGAAUCACACUCUGGACUGCUCCACUGUUUUAAGGUGUUCCACAAUGAGAAAGUCCUGAUGAAACGUUCCUGGGUGGAAGCAGACUUCUUCUGCCAGGCCCUUGGGGCUCAGCUGGCCAGUUUCCACCACUAUGAGGAGCAGGUGUUUGUUAAGCAGCUCCUCAGUACCAUGUUUGAAGGAACAGAAGGUCGCUGGUUCUGGGUAGGUUUAAAUAAGAGAGACCCUGAACAUCUCGGAGCGUGGGAGUGGUCUGAUAGUUCUCCUGUGGUGACCUCCUUUAUAGAGGAUAAAAACGAGGAGGACGACAGGAGGGACUGUGCUGUGUACAGCGACCUGACCAAUGUUCUCACGCCGCAGCCCUGUGACGCCAAACACGAGUGGAUCUGUAAGCUGGCCAGAGGUGAUAAACUGAGGAAACCCUACUGGUACACUGAGCAGAGCGAGCCCUGGGUGUUUUACCGUGGAGCUGAGUACCUGCUGGCGAAGCAGCCCUUUAACUGGGACACUGUCUCUCUGGCCUGCCAGAUGAUGGGAGCUUACCUGGUGUCCAUUCACUCCAGAGAGGAGCUGCACUUUAUCAAGGAGCGCUUGCGGCGGCUCUCCCUGGGCCCGACCGACUGGUGGAUCGGCCUGUCUGUUGACGGGCCUGGAGAGGAGGUCAGGUGGAGCGACAAGACGGAGGUAGACUUUCAGAACUGGGCAGAGGGGAGGGCCGGUGGUGCCCCGAGGACAAACAGGUUGUGUAUCACAAUGUCCUCUUCAUCAGGAAAAUGGUCGCCGAGUAAGUGCAGCGAUCUCCACGGCUACGUUUGCAAGAGGAAGACUGUGUCUGUGGUGGAGACUCCCAGGGAGCCGCACUACAUCGGAGGAUGUCCGGAGGAAUGGCUCUACUUUGGCCACAAGUGUCUCCUGCUUCACCUCCCUGACAGCCCAAAGGAUGGGAAGAGUUGGAAAGAUGCCCAGUCCAUCUGCUCCUCGUUCGGUGGAACGCUGGUCGCUGUAGAAGACGAGAUUGAACAAGCCUACAUCACCAUGUUGCUCCAGGGAAGCGCCGUGGGUGUGUGGAUCGGACUGCGAGAUGAGGACACCAUGAGAUGGACCAAUGGGAAAUCAGUCAGCUUCACCAACUGGUCCCCAAUUGAACCAAAGAGCUACCUCACUGAGGACGAGUGGCUCACUGGAUUUGCUGAUGAGCCGCUGUGCACCGUUCUGUCCAACAACCACAACUUCCACCUGACAGGGAAGUGGUACGAUGAGAAGUGCAGUGAGAGUGGGUAUGGAUUUGUUUGUCAAAAACCUCAAGACACUUCCAAACCCCCCACCCACUCCUAUCACCAACCUCUCCCUGAAAAUAUUGAGUACAGGAGCCGCAGCUACAAGGUUGUGUCUGGCAACAUGAGCUGGUACGACGCGAUGCAUAUGUGCAUAGAGAAUGAUUCUGACCUAGUGAGCGUUACAGAUGCCUACCACCAGGCUUUCCUUACUGUCCUUGUCAAUAGAUUGGCAGUCCCCCACUGGAUUGGACUGUAUAGUCAAGACAAUGGCAUCAAUUAUCAGUGGUCAGAUGGCAGUGACACCGUGUACACACACUGGGACCCAGCCGAUGACGAUGAAGACUUUGUGACGGGAGAGUGUGUGUACAUGGACGUUAGCGGAGGCUGGCGGAGAGCUGACUGUGAAACUAUGCUAUCAGGGGCCCUGUGUCACCUUCACCCGCCAAGCAGUAAACCAUUCAUCUCAUAUGAGGUGGCGUGUCCCUCAACGUGGGUGAAAUUUGGACACGGCUGUUACAACUUUGAACCUGUGGUGCAGAAACUCACAUUUGAAGAGUCAAGAGAGCACUGCAGGCAGAAAGUCAACACCUCGGAUGUGCUGACCAUAGAGAGCGAGACAGAGAACCGAUUUGUUCUGGAGCAGCUGUGGUCGUCGGGGUUCCUUCACCACACCGUGUGGUUGGGGAUGUACUUCAACAUUGACACUGACUCUCUUUCCUGGGUGGAUGGCUCACCUAUGGACUACACCAACUGGCUCAACAAAGCUCCGGACUCCAAGCAGCUGACUGGAGACUCCUGCGUCACCACCAGGGUGUCUGAUGGUGUGUGGCACAUGUCACAGUGCACCGAGCGGCUUGGCUUCGUCUGCAAAACCAUCUCUGAUGUAAUUCCUGAAGUGGAAGUGGAACCGCUAAAUGGUCUACAUCAUGGGGUCAUCUCCGCUGCGGUGCUGGUGGCUGUGCUGAUCUUUGCCCUGCUGGCAGGAGCGAUGUGGUUCGUGUACAAGAGGAACGCGUCACGUUUUCGUGGGCUGCCCACGCUCGGCAGCGCUUACUACAGACAAACCAGCUCCCAGGCAACAGAGUCUGACGGAAACGUGCUGAUCACAGACCUGGAGUCUCACUCAGGAGAAUAGCACUCAGCGACUCCUUUAAGGUUUCUGUGGCUCUCCCAUUCUCUGUCCGUCUGUCGCCAUCAGGUAUGAACGCCACAUUACACUGUAAAGCUGUGACUCCUCAGGACAGUGGUGAGACGAUGACGGAAAAAGUUCAGUUCUGUAAUCUGAGAAUGUGUUUGAAGGAUCCCAGUUGCUCUCGACAGUUUCCAUUCAUUCAAAACAUUUAAAUGUGACAAAUGUUUGUGAAGGUUUGCGUUGACACUGACACGUCUGAAUUUCUAAACUCACAAAGGAUGCCAGAGAGCUGUUAAAAAAGGUACUGAACACUUGAUGUUUGUUACAAUCCUGAAUUUUGAGGAUUUAACCCUUUGAAACCUAGAUUUCUUUCAAAAACAUGGAAAGAAGGCAAUGAGCAACUUGACAAGAAAUGACC